Magnolia sinica is the source of this 604-nucleotide messenger RNA. RefSeq names its product beta-amyrin 28-monooxygenase-like. Gene Ontology annotation, molecular function: oxidoreductase activity, acting on paired donors, with incorporation or reduction of molecular oxygen; heme binding; monooxygenase activity. Bases 17 to 574 code for a protein of 185 amino acids. The record is from RefSeq and is a predicted model, not a curated record. NCBI's taxonomy places the organism in Eukaryota, Viridiplantae, Streptophyta, Magnoliopsida, Magnoliales, Magnoliaceae. Gene Ontology annotation, biological process: sterol metabolic process. The transcript has 2 exons.
CAUCAAAUUUCCUAAGAUGAUCUUUUCUUGUUUUCUUCUCUCUCUCUCUCUUUAUUUGCGGGCACUAUCAGAGCAUAUGGAGAUUUUGAAGAAAAGACAACCAUCAGAAGGAAAGCUUACAUGGAGUGAAUUGCAGAAGAUGAAAUACACAUGGACAGUUGCACAAGAGCUGAUGAGAUUCAUCCCUCCUGUCUUCGGUGGCUUUAGAGAAGCUCUUAAAGACACCAGCUUUGGUGGCUAUGACAUCCCUAAAGGAUGGAAGGUAUUCUGGGCCUCAUCGCCGACCCACAUGGACAAGGACUUCUUUGCAGACCUUGAUGAGUUCGAUCCAUCACGUUUCCAAAAUCCAUCUAAGCCGAUCCCACCGUUCUCCUACAUACCAUUUGGAGCUGGGGCCCACAUGUGCAUCGGCAACGAAUUCGCUAGGGUCGAGACGCUCACGAUCGUCCAUAACAUGAUCAUGAACUUUGAGUGGUCAGAAGUGAAUCCCGAUGAAAUGAUCACAUGCCAACCGAUGCCUUAUCCAUCAAUGGGACUUCCUAUCAGGAUCAAAGAAAGAAUUACAUCCGAGUAGAUUAGGGAUUUAACACUUUGAAUUGCUACU